UACCGGUGUCCCGUUCCUGAAUCGAGUGUAAUUACAGGUGAGGCUUGGUAAGGUCCGGGCGUGUGAUAUUAUAAGGAAGACCAAGACCAGUGCUAGGGUGGGUGGCGGGUGAUGAUUGCUGGUGUCUUGUUCUUGUUGUACUUGCAUGGACGCUGGUCUGUGCACGCUGGUGUUGUUUUGUUGUUCAGGUGUUGCACUCUGACCGGGCGAUAAAUUUCUCCCCACCAGGAUGAGGGAGGCGGGUGGGGCGGCGUCACGCUGUAAUUAUCACACACUGACGUAAUUCUGGAAGCGAGUCAGUCAUAAAGGUCGUGCUUGCGUCAGGUUUGUGUCAGGAGGGAAGCACUCAUCGAGGUCCCUCUCCGCCCCCUCCACCCGCCAUCCAGCAGGACUCAGUGUGGAGCCUCGCACAUGCCCCAUCCUCCACGACCCAACUCCGUAGAAUUGCUCCCUCUUCCUGCAGCUGCCUCCUAAUAUGGCGGCGUGGUCUGGGUCGUCCGCGAGGCCCCGGGGCUCCCUGCAUGUCGGAAUGACGCACGCGGGCUGCCGGUGUAAUAUCUGGACGCAGACACAAAAAGGUCGGGCUGUUAUCGCGGCGUUAGGCCGGAUGCUUCACUGUUUACGGCGUAGAGUGAGGAGCGCUUCGGCUUCGGCGUCACGUUGUGGCACGUGAGUGGAAGUGCUCCAGUUCUGUACGAUAUACCUCUCCUCGUACGGCCCCUCGCAGCCCCACCCUACCCAGGUGUUCGUAUUAACGACGCCUGUAAUUAAUGCAUCAUGUGGGCUCAGGUGAAGGAGGCACCGGGCGGGAGCAGCGGUGGCGAGGGCUGGCGGAGAGCUCUAGCGUGGCGCCUUUCUAGCACGGGACUCCUAUAGAUAAGCCCCGCGCUGGCCUGCACCUCGCCGCUGUACACACCCACGGCAGCGGGGCGGCAGGACCGGUUUCCGGGGCCUGGUAGCGACGUUUUUUUAAAAAGAAUUUACGUAUCCAUCGGCGGACGCCAGAUGAGAUAUGAGAGGGUCGAGCGUGGCUGGGCGUAAGGCGCAUGCGCCGUGUCCCGCCCUCGCCACAGCGCGGCCACAGUCACCACCCCGACCCGCGAGGUUACAGCAAAUUACCUCAGUUCGUAUCUCGACGCGGUGGGGAGAGGCGCGGCGUCAGCUCUCUCCGGGCCGGAAUAUCCUUCGUUUUGUGUCUUGUUGUUUUUGUUUUAUACACCCAUAUACCAAAUGUUGAGUGGAGAACACGGGUCCCGCGCAUAGGGAUGUGUAGCUGUGGUGGUGUGCUGCUAGCGACGUGCCUUACUGGAGGAUACGAGUGUGAUAAAGCUUAGUUUGGGGAGUUGUGUUGAUAAGAGCUUGCGGGAGGUGGACAGGACACUCGACCUACAACACGGCAGACACAGCACUCCAUCUCGUCCAAGGCAGCCGCACAAGCAGCACCAGCAGCAACUCUCUUGAGGUAACAGUUCCACCUUUCAUAACAACAUCCUAUUGCGUCACAUUUCAAGAGCAACGAACGAACGCCUCCAUAUCUCCUGGAUUAGGUAAUGACCGUGACCCGCUGAGAAAUAGCCACCCCCUGCCCCCCUGCCUGGUAAGAGGAGCGCACCCGCCCCCCAAGUCGGUGCAUGUGUUGGUGCAGCUGUCUGCCUGCCGCCGACACCUGUACUUCGCCCCGCACACCUGUGUCAUGGCGACCUAGAGGGAAAGAGAAGACUUCAAGAUAAAUCCUAAUCCUAAUCCCCUCUCCCUCCCUCUCUUCUUUCCUUCCUUCUUUCCUACUUCCCAUCUUCCAUUUCCUCCUGUUCCUUUUCCUAUUCCGUUGACACUCACCCAAGACGCCGCCUCCCUCCGAUCACACCUCCCCUUCCUCCUCCUCCUCUUCCUCCUCCUCCUCUUCCUCCUCCUCCUCCUCCUCUUCCUCCUCCUCCUCCUUCUCGUCCGCAUCCUCCUCCUCCUCCUCCUUCCCCUCCCCCUCACACCUUGGCACGGCCCCCAGGUGUGUACGACUAAUUAAGGAAGGUCAAGGUGGAGGUGACCCUUGGCCGACCCCACGCCCCGUCCCGAUGACGAUGGAAAGUCCCCACCGCCCGCUGAAGGAGAGUCCACCGCCCUCCCCCGGUGACGAUAGCAAAGGGAGUGAUUUCGUGGACAGCACCAGCGCCCUCUCCAAUCCCCUGCUGGUGUCUAGUGCGGGCGGCCUCAUGGUGACUAACCCAGCCCUCUUCACCCAUACCAUGCUGAGCGCGGCCCCUACACUCCUUCUGGGCAACUCCCCCGUCCUCGGUGAAUGGAUGGGUCGCUUGAAGGAGCUGCAGGAGCGAGGGGGCUUGGCGGCUGCGGCGGCGGCAGCGGCGGCGGCGAGCAGCGGCAGUGACAUUGACAGCCGGGAGCUGGACAACUCUCACCAAUACACAUCACGCAACACGGGUCAGCCUGUGGCCAUGGACUUGUGUGUGGUGUGUGGUGACCGAGCCUCAGGCCGCCACUAUGGAGCCAUCAGCUGUGAAGGCUGCAAAGGCUUCUUCAAGAGGUCAAUUCGUAAACAGCUGGGAUACACAUGCCGAGGGAACAAGACUUGUGAGGUGACCAAGCACCACCGCAACAGGUGCCAGUACUGCCGCCUGCAGAAGUGUCUGGCGAUGGGCAUGCGCAGCGACUGUAAGAACGAUACUAAGGAUUUGUACAAAACAGUCCAAUCAGAGCGAAAACCAAAUAGCUUUUUGGGUGCUGGGGACCGGCAAGACAAGGAAGAAAGUCCACCCAUAACUGUCAAUCCAAUAUCUGGUUUUGAGUCCCCAACACUGGCAUCCAGCAAGACUCCAGUAGUGGGUAAGGACAUCCCCUCCCAGCCCCCAACCAGCCUAGCUGAACUGCACAUCCAAAUGGCAAAAGCCUUUGAAGGAGCUUUCAAUGUGGAAUCCAAAGAAGCAGAUUGGCAUGAAACAAGUAAUGGUGAUGCGCGGCAAGAGGACGAUUCUCCUGCAGCAAAUGGAGAUGGUGAUAAACACAUGAAUGAAAAGCAAGUAAAACGGGCAAUAGAAAAUAUGGCGAAAUUCAAUGGCUCAGAGAAUGGUGAUUGUGAGGACACUGAAAGUAACAGCACAUAUGAGCUGGAUGGCCCACUACUGGCUGACAGCUUAGUACCAUUCAAUUUAACUGCCCCGUCCCCAAUGCCUGCCUACCUCAAUGUACACUACAUCUGUGAGUCAGCAUCAAGAUUGCUGUUCCUUUCCAUUCAUUGGGCAAGAAAUAUCCCCUCCUUUCAGUGCCUCAGCCAAGAGUCACAAGUGGCACUGGUGCGAGGCUGCUGGUCUGAGCUGUUCACGCUAGGCAUGGCUCAGUGCAGCAGAAUCAUGUCCCUCAACACCAUCCUCACAGCUAUUGUAUCACAUCUCACUCAAGCUGCUGCCACUGAAAAACUCACACCCUCUAGGUUCAAGCAGGUUUCAGAGCACAUAAGUCGACUGCAGGAUUUUGUGUCAGCCAUGACUAAACUUCAGCCAGAUGAACAUGAAUAUGCAUAUUUAAAAACUAUAGUGCUCUUCCAAUAUGAAAAUGUUCUGAGUGGAAAGCGGAGCCAAAUAGAGAGACUGCAGGAGAGAGCAGCCCAGGAAUUGCGGCUUCAUGUGGAUGAUGCAUAUCCAGACACACCUGAAAGGUUUACCCGCCUCCUCCUUAAGCUACCUACCCUGAAAGCUCUCCAGCCACAGGUUAUGGAAGAGUUAUUCUUUGCUGGUCUAAUAGGAAAUGUACAGAUAGAUUCUGUAAUUCCCUAUAUUAUGAAGAUGGAAAUGUCUGAAUAGUCAAAUGAAAAUAAAUAUUGUAUGGAAUAGAUGGCCAAAGAAAAUAAUAUUCUCUUACAAUAUGAAAAUAAAAAACAUUAAAGAGCUCAAUCAUAUACAGGUAAGACAGUGGUGGUGUGCAAUGAACUCUGAGGCAUACUGCAGAUAAAAGACAUUACCCAAAGCAGCAUUGUGGACCCUUGGUGAGGGACGUAUAUGGUAAUGGCCUGAGUGGUGAUUGCUUACACAAAAACAAUACACACUCCCCGCAGAAAAACCCGUGACUAAUUGUGUUAAGGCAUUGUUGUUGAUGGACUCUUCUCCAUGGAAAGGUUAAGCUAUGAGGACAUUAACCCACACCCAAAAGAAUAUACAGUAGUUCUUUUACCAGUGACAGAUCUUAUUUUUGUGGGUUACAUGAUGAGUCUCCAAGCUUAACCAGUUUUCAUGUUUAUCUCCAGUGGAUCAGGGUAUUUUCAUAAGCAUUAUUUUAGGUAUAUUUGCAGUUGAUGUACAGUAUCUUUUUCAACACAUACAGCCUUUAACUGUAACUAAUAAUGGCUGUUUUUAUCAAUACAGAAAUGUGAUUAAAGGCCAGUUUUUGCCAUUGUUUCAGUGUUUACAGAAGGUACAGACCAGAUAGAUGAAUACCUUUGUUAAACAAGGCUGUGUGUCAAUGGAGCUUGUUUUUACUAGUAUGAGUGUAGAGAUAAGCUUUGUUGAGACUUGGUACAAGAGUUUGCAUUGUUGAUCUCACCACAGUAGUGCUGAUCAUAACAACUACGGGCUUCCUUGAACUAUGGCACGACCAGCAGCACACAAAGAUUGACGCUGGUGCAGAAAACUUACCCUAACUCCCUGGAUGUAAGUUGUGAUAUUAAGUCAACACAUGCUGGUCAGGUCAUCCUGUGUGGCCUGACAGGUGAUAAUUGUAACACAAACAUGAGGCACAAUACUAAAUACUGAAAGUUUAUGUCAGCAUUUCAAAUCAGUUUGGUCACUUUUAUCAUCAGUCAUAUCACAAAACUAGACAAUAGGGUCCAGAUAAUGAAAUCAAGAUUCUCCCUCAAGCAGAGUUAGUAGCAUAGUCUUCUAUUACUGAAAGCUGGGCAUGAACCCAUGGAAAGUCAACUGCUUUACAUACUUUUUCAGUUGUGUUGACAGUGUGGGUAUUCGGGCAUAUGUUGAAGCUGAUGGAUAAACCUUCUUCCUUCAAAAAUUUUGGGCUACAUACACAUUCAUCUAAACAGUUCAUUGAACUAUUUCACACUGUACUUUAUAUACUCCAACACACUAAGCCAGGCACACUUUUAGUAACAGGUUCCAGCAGUAAUUGAUUUAAAGGAAAAAAAAUUAUCAGUAAUUGGACAACAUCCAAAGGAGUAACACCUCAUUAUUAUAUUUUUACGUUACUGCAACUGCAAUUUUUUUUCUUUUUUAUUACUUUAUUUUUUUUUUCUUUUUGGUAAUAUAUUAAAAUAUAAUAAGGAUUUAUUAUAUUAUUGUAAUAUUCUGUAUAUAGGUUGGUGCUUCUAAUGGAUAUAAUUUCAUAUAACUAUCUUUAAAGUGGCUAGGAUUUUUAUUCAUUACUGUAAGAUUAUGUCAGUAUUAUUUUUGACAGUGGUGAAUUUAGUUUUAUGUAACAAAUUGAUUCAGUCUGUUCUUGUGGCUAAGGCAGUAAUACAUAGAACCUAUAUUCAGUUGUUGUCGAAGCUUUAUUUCCAUUAUUAUGAAGAUCUUUUGUUAAUCUUAAAUGGCAUGAAUGAUAUUUUUAUACUACCCAAAAUUUUAAACUUUUGAUACAUGAGGUAGUAACUUGGCAGAAUACAUGGCUAAAAUAUUAAUUUCUUAUAAAGGCACUAAAACAUUUAAACAAAUAAAGUUUUGACAUUAGUAACUUAACAGUGUUAGCAUGAACACUUUAUCUGGUAUGUGAACUAUGUACAGCAGUUAUGUCUGCUUCUGAACAAACACAACUAUCCCUGAUAAUUACUCUAGUCUGGCCUCAUCAGAUAUGUUUGGCAUUAUAAUGUUUUAGAUUACUUUUUUUUUCUUUUUUUUUCUUUUUUUUUUUAAGUGAGUCAUUCUGGGUGAAGUAUUGUAGGUUAUCUAAGACAGAGUUUGUUGUACACAGUGUUUUGAAUAGGAUGAACAGAGGUGGCCUGCCAUUGUUGUAUAUAUUUGUUAACUGGAAGUGGUGUUUCCACUUUAUUGUUUACUUAUGUUUUGUUCCAAAAUUGGGUGUUAAAUUAUUUUUGUUAACUUCAGUAAGUACAUGUACCAGAUUGUAUUAACAAAGACAUCACUUGGAAUUAUCCGUUUGAAUGCCAGUGUUAACACUUUUUCCUACUUUUGUAAUUCUUGAGCUUUACCUGACUUGUUUUAGGCUGUUUGUGAUAGGCCUAUCCAUUGUACUUUGAUUAAGCAUAUUUUGCUGCCUCACAGCUACACAUUAAUCCAGAAUCACAUGGGUAAGGCUGAAAUACCUUGGUGUUCAGUGGAACACUUCACCGGUGAAUGUUGUGCACAUUAAGGUAAAAAUGUGGUCAAUUGCAGGAGCAGCAAUUUUCUAAAGUCUUAUUUAUCAGUAUCUUGAUCAUUGUUUUGAAUUAUAUAUUUUGUAAACACAUUUUUGUAUUUAGGCAAUAACAACAUUGACAUCUAAACCCCUUAUACAGUUUAGAUGUUUUACAAUCAAAAAGGAAUCUAUUAGAUAUCAAAUACUAGAUUAAGUUUUAUAACGUAUGGGUGAAAGCAGUGAUCAGGAACUUUUACUGAUGGAUACAGGAUGGGAAGAUUUCAAAAACAACUUUGUAAGAAUUGCUGAGUCUGCCACAAGUUAACUAUUCCCUGUCCAACAACAUGGUGAGAGAACAUCCUGGCACUUAAAUCAUGCAAGGUUCUUCCGUUAUAUUGAGUGAAUUAUCAAAAGUUAGACUUUCAUAAUGGAAAUGCCUUACAAAAUACAAAUCACAUUUUUGUAUAUGAAAGAUUCCUCAUAUUUUUGUAUGAAAUUUUGAAAAUAUAAAAGUUUCAGCUGCUCAUCUACUAAUACACAUGGAGCUUCUAAGUUGUGGAUCCUUGUCUCGUGGAUGAGGUGAGUCUUCUCUGCCCCUCAUCCUCAACAGGUGAAUUUGAAAUGGACACAAAAAAAUAUGUAAUAAUAAAAUGCAACCUAUAUUUUAUAUAAUUGAAAUAGGCAUUAAGGCUAUGUAAAAUUAUGAGUAGUGAUAUACAUUUUUGUGUCACUUUCAAAUCUUAAAGCUAUUCUCAAAUUUUCAUGGGAACCACCCUUGUAUAUAUCAUUUAAGAACAACAAUCAUCAAUCCUUUGUCUAUUUCAUUACUUCUCUAUGAUGUAAUUAUGUAUUUCUUAACAUAAAACAGAAAAGAUAAAA
Molecule: messenger RNA, 7185 nt
Organism: Scylla paramamosain (green mud crab)
Lineage: Eukaryota; Metazoa; Arthropoda; Malacostraca; Decapoda; Portunidae
Product: orphan steroid hormone receptor 2-like
Exons: 15
Coding region: 2070-3809 (579 amino acids)
Biological process (GO): anatomical structure development; regulation of transcription by RNA polymerase II; cell differentiation
Molecular function (GO): zinc ion binding; RNA polymerase II cis-regulatory region sequence-specific DNA binding; nuclear receptor activity
Source: RefSeq, a predicted model, not a curated record